Coprinopsis cinerea okayama7#130 is the source of this 1752-nucleotide messenger RNA. Its product is annotated as cytoplasmic protein. Gene Ontology annotation, cellular component: preribosome, small subunit precursor; cytosol; nucleus. Lineage: Eukaryota; Fungi; Basidiomycota; Agaricomycetes; Agaricales; Psathyrellaceae. The record is from RefSeq and is a predicted model, not a curated record. Gene Ontology annotation, biological process: ribosomal small subunit biogenesis; ribosomal small subunit export from nucleus. The transcript has 5 exons. Bases 1 to 1668 code for a protein of 555 amino acids.
AUGCCACCAAAAUCAAAAUCCAUUUUUCGCCAGCCCGGCGUUAAGCACUUCCAGCUUGUACAUCGUUCGCAACGGGAUCCUCUAAUCAAUGACCCCGAUGCCAGCCAGCACAUUCUCAAGCCGUUCGAGAGAGAAAAUGUAAAAAAGGGCAAGUCUCGAGCAGACCUCGAAGAACUAUUGUCAGAGGAACUCUCUUCCGGACAGAUACCUAAAAAUAUUGGGGAGGCUAGUCUUUAUGGAAUCUACUACGAUGAUACCGAAUACGAUUACAUGCAACAUCUUCGACCCGUCGGUAUUCAAGAGGAGGGAGUUGAGAGUAUUUUGAUCGAGGCGCCAGCGACAUCGAAAAACAAACGCUCAGGGAAGCAGACCCUGGAACUUCCCAAGGAUACACUUCCGCCGACAUACGAGCUCCCGAGAACGUAUGAAUCCCAGCAAGCAAUCCCAGAGAGCAUCGCCGGGUUCCAGCCUGACAUGGACCCCCAUCUUCGUCAAGUCUUGGAGGCUCUGGAGGAUGACGCUUUCGUCGACGACGGUUUGGAAGAUGAUUUCUUCCAGGAGCUGGUAGGCGAUGGUGAACGUGGUAGCGACGAAGAUUUCGAUUUCGAGUUUGAAGAGGAUGGCGUCCAAGACCAAGCGGCGGAGGGGGAGGAGGCGGAGCCUGCUGAGGAGACUUGGGAAGACCGAUUCAAAAAGUUCAAGCAGGAACAACGUGCGGCACCAAGGGAGGAUAGUGAUGAUGGGCUGGCUUCAGAAGGCGGGGAUACCAUUCGCAGUCUUCAGACGAUAUCUGUGAUUGGAGGGAAGAAGCGCAGGAGAAAGGGCUCAAGUGUUGCCUCUGGGUAUAGUAUGAGUAGCUCCUCGAUGUAUCGGCAUGAAGGGCUGCAAACCCUGGACGAGAGGUUCGACCAGAUGAUGCUCAAGCAGUACGGCGAGGACGAGGACGAGGACGAAGAAGACCAUGAAGGGGACCAUGAACAUAUGUCCGAUUCUGACGAAGAUUCUGAUGAAGCCCCGGAACUCAUCACGUCAAGAGACGAUUUCGACAGCAUGGUAAAUGAAUUCUUGAACGAUUACGAGAUCCUCGGUCGGAAGAUGAGGCCAAAACUUGAAGGCGAAACGGGAUUAGACAAAUUGGACACCCUUCGUCGUGCCGUUGGUGAAGCGAAAAUCCGCGAGGGACAGGACAACAGUGAUAGUGACGAAGAUCUGUUUAUCGAAGAAGAAGACAAGAAGGACAGAUGGGACUGUGAGACCAUCCUCACGACUUACAGCAACUUGGAGAAUCACCCUCGACUCAUUCGAGCCCGUGACUCAAAACCUGUCCCGAAAAUCGUCCUGGACACCAAGACCGGCAUGCCUUCUGUAGUCGCGCCAACUCUUCCUAAGGUGAAAGACCAACGAGUGAAAGAGACCCGCAAAGUUACUUUCUCCAACUCCGAAGACACAGACGGAUCUGACGAUGAGGACUCUGCUCCACGGGGCCCUGCUGUCGGUCGACCGCGAAACGAAUCUAAAGAGGAAAAGAAGGCCCGCAAGGCCGCCGCAAAAGCUGCCAAGCAAUCCCGUCGAGUCGAGAAGAAGGCCAUGCAAGUACAGUUUGACACUGAAAUCCGAGACCAGAAGAAGAAAUUAGCGCAUUCAGGGAUCAAAAUGAAGAAACUGUAGACUACACAGACACACCUUUGCGAUUUUUGGACUGUAUUCGUUACAGCCUGCAUCUACUAUUGAUUCAAUUCGUCGAACUGUCCA